CAGCUGUGGGCCAGACCACGCAGUCUGGAAGCCUGCGAGGACACCCAGGGAUCUGAGCUCUCCCUCCCAGGCCCCUGGCAGGAGUUGGAAGAGGAAAGGUAGCAGCUUCAGCAGCAGGACGUCCAUGGAACAGGAGGACACAGAGAGGAGACCCUUUGAACGCGUAUUCCUGUACUUCAAAAAAAAUAAAGUGAAGAUUUCAACAGCAAUAAAAAAGCCAUUUCCCUUUUUUGAGUUCCUCCGUGACAAUGAACUCAUCACCAAUAAAAUGUAUGAUGAUUUUCAAGAUUCCUAUUCAAACCUGGUCCCUUUACAAAAAGUGGUCUACAGAGCCCUGGAAGAGCUGGAGAAGAGACUUGACCUGGUGGUCCUGAGGGUGCUGUUCAGUGAGGAAAACUUGAGGGCAUACCCUGAUUUGGAACUCAUUCUCCAAAGCUUUGAAAAUGUCUUACAGAACAAACUGUGUUCCCACGAAAGUGAUAGAGGAGACCCGAACUCCCAGCUAAGUCUUGAACAAGGACGUGAUGACAGCUCUUCUCAACAAAGCCUGACCUGGUCACCCUUAGAUCCCUCCUCAUCUGAUGGCCAGAGAAUUAGUGAAAGAAGAAAUGCCACCAUCAUCCAGGGAAAUCAAACUGAGAAUCAUCAGUCCACCAGCUUUCAGAUUGACAAUGUCAUGAGUUUACAAGAAAAUGGACUCUCAGAAGACCAAGCAACCACACGUCAAGGACCAGAUUCUGAGCCAGAGGAGUCCUGUGAACUAGAAGUCCAACUGAGUAACAGUGAUCCGUACCUGGAGCCUCACAGCCCAUUGCCCUGGAAUGAAGAAAGAGCAGAAGUACGAAGCCAGGGAACCCAAAUUUAUCCUUGUUCCGUGCAUCUGGUAGAUAUAAAGCAGGAAAAGUCAUUGUUUGUCUCAGGUGGUGAAGAGACCGAAGCAAGGACCAGCCACAAUCAGGAAGAUGAGGUUAUAGUCCUCAGCAGCGAGGAUUCCAAUGAUGGAAGCAACUGCUGGGAAGAAUCCACCCCAGUCAUCUGCCAGUCAAAGUCUGUGGAUUCCAGGAAAACUUUCACAUUCAGAAAAACACUCAGGAGAAGAGGUUACACACUGAGGCGUAUCAACUCUUCUUCACAAAGAGGCACAAAAAGAGGUCCGAGAAUUCCCAGACAACACAAUGUGGAUUUCAGCAGCCCUGAGCUUCCGGUGACCUGUGGUAUUGCUAAGGGGAUUCUGUAUAAAAAUAAAUUUGAGGAAGGCAUCCAUGUUAAGAGCAUACGGAAUGCGGCUGGGGAAUGGUUUGCUCUCAGGGAGUUUGAAAUCAUAGGAAAGCGUGAACAAUCCAAGAACUGGAAGCAGAGCAUACGUUCCUAUGGAUGGACCCUGAAAGAACUGAUAGAGAGGGGAGCACUACCAAGCCCACCAAGUAGGAAGGGAAAGAAGAAAAACACACCAAAUCCACAGCGAACAAAGAGAAAGCUGGAAAAUUCAAAACAGUGUACAGUGUGCGGCCAACGACGGAGGUUGUACCAUUGUACUAUUUGUAGAAAAUUCUAUCAUAAGAGAUGUCACAUCCCACCUGUGGAAGUCAAGAGAGGCCUGUGGAGUUGUGUCUUCUGCAAGACAAAGGAUCAGUUAAGAUGCCAAGAAAAUCAAGCACGUCUUAAGGAAUCUGAGGUCCUGAGGUGGAGGAUGUUGCCUGAGAAGCAGCUGAAAUGUGAGCUGCUUCUCUUGACUAUGUACUGCCAUUCAAAAAGUAGGUUUUUUAUCCACAAACCAAAGCAAAAUAAAGCGGACUUUCCAGGCCUCAAGAACAUGUGGCUAAACAAAAUCAAGUACAGGCUGGAAAAGAAGGCAUACCAUUCUGUACAACGUUUUGUGGAGGACAUGCGCCUCAUCUUUCAGAAUCACAGCAUAUUUUAUCAAAACCACAAGUUCAACAAUCUUGGAGUCACAGUAGGAGGGCUGUUUGAGAAGACUUUCAAGAGGAUUUUUUCAAUUGAAGAUACAAGCAAAUAACUUCAACCUUGUAACCACAUUGUUUUAUUAACAUAGUCCUUCUGUUCUCUCCACUACCCAUCCCUCCAGCAAUGCUCAGAGAGCCCACUAUCCACUCUAACCUUCUGUGUAAACAGCCUGCCACACUUCUGCUUCUCACCUUCUGUAUUGCCCUUCCUGUUCAGUUAGCCUCCUAAGUAAAACUUAACACUUGCUAUGCACAUCACAGUAGUGAACGUCAGGUGCUGAGGGAACCCACUGAGAACAUGACUCUGGAAGCAGGAUUGUACCCCUCCCCCCAUUUUAAACCCAAGUAUGUUUGUCUCCAAAUGUCCUCCAAAGCAUCUUUUCUAAGGAUGGCUUGGCUCCUCCAACCCAGUGGCUGGAUAGAGAAACCAGCAAAACAGGCCAAGAGUGGAAACACUGUCUUUUGGAACAGCUAGAUGAUGAACCAUUUCUAACAGAUACUGUACUUGUUUAUCCUGUUUAUUCUUCAACCUGGAAGCCUCUCCAAGAUGCUAACUGCUCUGCCCUGAUUCCACUGGGAGCUCCACCACCCCCUACCUCCAUCUCUACACAACUUCCCCACACGAUUAACAAUGUUUUGUAGUUUUUAUAUUUA
Molecule: messenger RNA, 2618 nt
Organism: Phodopus roborovskii (desert hamster)
Lineage: Eukaryota; Metazoa; Chordata; Mammalia; Rodentia; Cricetidae
Product: nuclear autoantigen Sp-100
Exons: 21
Coding region: 125-2017 (630 amino acids)
Biological process (GO): regulation of transcription by RNA polymerase II
Cellular component (GO): nucleus
Molecular function (GO): protein binding; DNA binding; DNA-binding transcription factor activity, RNA polymerase II-specific
Source: RefSeq, a predicted model, not a curated record